Molecule: messenger RNA, 1907 nt
Organism: Propithecus coquereli (Coquerel's sifaka)
Lineage: Eukaryota; Metazoa; Chordata; Mammalia; Primates; Indriidae
Gene: CDCA3
Product: cell division cycle associated 3
Exons: 6
Coding region: 892-1695 (267 amino acids)
Source: RefSeq, a predicted model, not a curated record
GCGCGAGAAUGGCAGUUGGCCGCGGCCUGCCUGCCAGUGCUCCGCCCUCUGCCGGCUCUUGACUAACGCCAAUGAAAAGCGUUUCUACUGCAAUUGAUGGUCGAAAGAGCCAAUCCCACCCUUCCAGGGCAGGAGCGCACGGAGGGAAGCGAGGUGGGCUCCGGAGCGGCCGCUGCUCAGACGCUGCGAGCCCUAAGGUCCCCUUAGCACGCCUUCUAUUGAAGAGCAGAAACUGACUGUCGUUUAGAUCUCUCAGUCCCAGAAACUUUCCUGGGGACUUGUCUAAUGGGAAAGUAGAGGGGUGAUUGUCUUCUUGGUGUUUGAAAAGGGGGUAUCCAGUGGGGCGGAGCUUGAGAGGGUUGGUGUGGAGUGAUUGAUAACUCUGUCAACCAAUAAGGCUACUAUGUCUGUCUCAGGAAAACCACAACUCAAUCUGGAUUUACGCGUAAUAGCGUAAUCACUCAUCAUUCCAUUUUGCUUGAUUAAAUCAUCCGGUUUUGAAACUGAAGGUCUCGAAAGCGAAGACUGGCACUCCUCAAAGUCUCACGACGGACAGCUAGCAGGCCGAUACUGAACAAAAGUCCCCCGCUCGAGGAGGCGUCACCCCUGGCAAACCAAACCUCAGUCCAUUGGCCCACAGGUCUCCGUGAUAGACGUCUUCCCAGACCAAUGACUUCCUGCGCUGGAGGCGGGUCUCACAUAGCGGGCCUAUGGGAGCCUACGUCAGCUCAGCCAAUAGGGUCAGGGCAGGGGGCGUGGCGGGAAGUUUGAAACUCGUAGCUUCGGGAGUUGAGCCUCGAGCUGCUGUGUACGCGAAGGUGGAAUUGGGGCCUGGCAUCCCCUCCUCGCCCCGAGCCGGGCCCUGCCCCCACCCUGCAACUCCUGGUUGAGAUGGGCUCAGUGAAGAGCCUCCCAGUCACUCCAGCAGGGCCUCCACCGCACAACAAGCAUCUGGCUCAAGUGGCAGACCCCCGUUCACCUAGUGCUGGCAUCCUGCGUACUCCCAUCCAGGUGGAGAGCUCUCCACAGCCAAGCCUACCAGCAGGGGAACAACUGGAGGGUCCCAAACAUGCCCAGGACUCAGAUCCCCGCUCUCCUACCCUUGGCAUUGCACGGACACCUAUGAAGACCAGCAAUGGAGACCCUCCAAGCCCACUGGUGAAACAACUGAGUGAAGUAUUUGAGACCGAAGCCUCCAAAUCAAAUCUUCCCGCAGAGCUUAUUCCGCCCCUGGAGGUAUCUUCAUGUUCUGAAUUGGGCUUGCCUCUGGGUACCCAGUUAUCCCUUGAGGAUCAGAUACCAGUUUGGAACCAGACUGAGCUCCCCUCUAAACAGGUGUUUUCCAAGGAGGAAGCAAGACAGCCCACAGAAACCCCCGUGGCCAGCCAUAGCUCAGACAAGCCUUUAAGAGAUCCCGAAACUCCCCGAUCUUCAGGUUCCAAGCGAAAUAGACGGAAACCAAAUGGCAAGGUACUAGGGAGAUCCCCCCUCACCAUCCUGCAAGAUGACAACUCCCCCGGGACCCUGACACCACGACAGGGUAAGCGGCCUUCCCCGCUAAGUGAAAAUGUUAGGGAAUUAAAGGAAGGAGCCAUUCUUGGAACUGGACGACUUCAGAAAACUGGAGGACGAGCAUGGGAGCAAGGCCAGGACCAUGACAAGGAAAAUCAGAACUUCCCCUUGGUAGACAGCUAGGCCCUGCAUGGUAUUGGCACUGGAUUCACCCAGGGCCUGGUGAUAUUCUGUGUCCUCUCACCCCUUUUUUCCCAGGGAGACUGAGGAAAGGCUUGUUUUCUUGACUCCUCCUAACCUACCAAUCUGGGACUGAGAGCUUUAUUGGGAUUUCUUUGUGUCUUUUGUGUUUCUUGUAUAUUAAAGGAAGUGGUUUUAAAUGCUUUUAAAAGGUA